This is a messenger RNA of Jatropha curcas, 3808 nucleotides long. RefSeq names its product valyl-tRNA synthetase / valine-tRNA ligase (VALRS) (gene TWN2). Lineage: Eukaryota; Viridiplantae; Streptophyta; Magnoliopsida; Malpighiales; Euphorbiaceae. Gene Ontology annotation, biological process: valyl-tRNA aminoacylation. Gene Ontology annotation, cellular component: cytosol. The record is from RefSeq and is a predicted model, not a curated record. Gene Ontology annotation, molecular function: aminoacyl-tRNA deacylase activity; valine-tRNA ligase activity; ATP binding.
UAAUCACUAUAUCAUUUACAUUUUAGCCGCACUCCGGGGUUUAGCUGCAGGAAGGGAGGAGAGGGAUAAUCCAUAAACUUUUCCGGCAAAGCUCUGGUCAAGCAUUCUUCGGUUGCCACAGCACCCCUGUUUCCCCCGUUCUUCCAUAAGCUAUUAGAGAAAUUUGUAUAAACGGAGAAGAAACGAGAUAUCUAAGCUCCACUCUCCAUUGCUAGUAUUGUCGAUUUCAAAACCAGCAUUUAAAGUUUGAAAAUUUCCUAAAUAUUGCACAAUUCUAACCCUAUAAGUUUGUUUUGCGCCCCCUGUGAUUGGCGUUCAAUCCACGCAUUCAUCUUCAUCAAAUUUUCAAAGCAAAGAAUAUGUCAGAAGCAGAUAAGAAGGUCGAAACCCAGGAGGAUCUGGAGCGUAAGAAGAAGAAAGAGGAAAAGGCCAGGGAAAAGGAACUGAAGAAACUCAAGGCAGCCGAGAAAGCAGCUAAAUUUAAGGCACAACAAGAAUCGAGUAAUGCUUCAAAAAAGGGUGCUGCUAAAAAGAGUGCCAGGCGAGAGGUUGGAGGUGAAGAGAAUCCAGAGGAUUAUGUUGACCCUGAGACUCCAUUUGGUGAGAAGAAGAAGCUUUCUGCUCAAAUGGCAAAACAAUACAAUCCAACGGCUGUAGAGGGAUCAUGGUAUGCAUGGUGGGAAAAAUCUGGUUAUUUUACAGCUGAUGCAAAAAGCUCCAAACCACCAUUUACCAUAGUUCUUCCCCCUCCAAAUGUGACUGGGGCCCUACAUAUAGGCCAUGCCCUUACAGCUGCUGUAGAGGAUACGAUUAUUCGUUGGCGGAGAAUGUCUGGAUAUAAUACAUUGUGGGUACCUGGUGUAGAUCACGCUGGAAUAGCAACACAGGUGGUUGUGGAGAAGAAGUUAAUGCGUGAACGCCACUUAACCAGACAUGAUAUUGGUCGUGAGAAAUUUGUAUCUGAGGUCUGGAAGUGGAAGGAGGAGUAUGGGGGUACCAUCCUGGGACAGCUGCGCCGUUUGGGUGCUUCUCUUGAUUGGUCUCGUGAGUGUUUUACAAUGGAUGAAAAAAGAUCGAAGGCUGUGAUAGAGGAAUUUGUUCGGCUAUAUGAGGAUCAUCUCAUUUAUAGGGAUUAUCGGUUAGUGAAUUGGGAUUGCACCUUACGAACUGCCAUAUCUGAUAUUGAGGUAGAUUAUACUGACAUCAGAGAGAAGACACUGUUGAAGGUCCCUGGUUAUGAUAAGCCAGUGGAAUUUGGUGUUUUAACAUCAUUCGCUUAUCCUCUGGAAGGAGGCUUAGGAGAAAUUGUUGUUGCCACUACUAGGGUGGAAACAAUGCUUGGCGAUACUGCUAUUGCCAUACAUCCUGAUGAUCAAAGGUACAGUCAUCUACAUGGCAAAUUUGCAAUUCACCCAUUUAAUGGAAGAAAACUCCCAAUAAUUUGUGAUGCUGUUCUUGUUGAUCCCAAUUUUGGUACUGGUGCUGUCAAGAUCACUCCAGCACAUGACCCAAAUGAUUUCGAGGUUGGAAGACGUCAUAAACUUGAAUCUAUCAAUAUAUUUACUGAUGAUGGUAAGAUUAAUAGCAAUGGUGGCUCAGAAUUCACUGGGAUGCCACGUUUCAAGGCCCGUGAAGCAGUGACAGAAGCAUUACAGAACAAGGGAUUAUAUAGAGGUGCUAAAAACAAUGAAAUGCGACUUGGGCGUUGUUCAAGAAGUAAUGAUGUUGUGGAGCCAAUGAUAAAGCCCCAAUGGUUUGUUAACUGCAGUAGUAUGGCAAAGCAGGCUCUUGAUGCAGCAACUGAUAAUGAAAAUUUAAAGCUUGAAUUCUUUCCUAAACAAUAUUUGGCCGAUUGGAAAAGGUGGCUUGAGAAUAUACGUGAUUGGUGCAUAUCAAGGCAGCUUUGGUGGGGUCACCGCAUUCCUGCAUGGUAUAUUACGCUUGAGGAUGACAAAUCGAAGGAAUUUGGUACCUACAAUGAUCAUUGGGUGGUUGCUAGAGAUGAGAAGGAAGCUUUUGCUAGGGCUAGUAAGGAAUUUGCUGGAAACAAAUUUGAGAUGGGCCAAGAUCCUGAUGUCCUUGACACUUGGUUUUCUUCUGGUCUGUUUCCAUUGUCUGUAUUGGGUUGGCCAGAUGAUACUGAUGAUUUUAAAGCAUUUUACCCGACAUCGGUACUUGAAACUGGGCAUGACAUUCUAUUUUUCUGGGUUGCCCGGAUGGUUAUGUUAGGGAUUAAACUGGGAGGUGAUGUGCCAUUUAGUAAGGUUUAUCUGCACCCUAUGAUUCGGGAUGCGCAUGGCCGUAAGAUGUCAAAGUCAUUGGGAAAUGUCAUCGAUCCUCUGGAAGUAAUAAAUGGGAUAACUCUUGAAGGUCUUCACAAACGACUAGAGGAGGGUAACUUGGAUCCAAAUGAGUUGGUUGUAGCGAAAGCUGGACAGAAGAAGGACUUCCCUAAUGGUAUAGCUGAAUGUGGUGCAGAUGCUCUCCGGUUUGCUCUUGUUUCUUAUACAGCUCAGUCUGAUAAAAUUAAUUUGGACAUUCAAAGAGUUGUUGGGUAUCGUCAAUGGUGUAACAAAUUGUGGAAUGCUGUUCGAUUUGCCAUGAGCAAACUUGAAAAAAAUUAUGUCCCUCCUUCGAGUUUGGUUGUGGAUUCUUUGCCUUUUAGCUGCAAGUGGAUACUUUCAGUACUUAACAAAGCGAUAUCCAAAACUAUUUCGGCAAUGAAUUCGUAUGAGUUUUCGGAUGCUGCCACCUCAGUGUAUUCAUGGUGGCAAUAUCAGUUUUGUGAUGUUUUCAUUGAAACAAUCAAGCCUUACUUCACUGGAGAUGAUCCAGCAUUUGCCUCUGCGAAGAACUCUGCACAAGACACUCUUUGGGUGUGUUUGGACAAUGGCCUGCGAUUGCUUCACCCAUUUAUGCCUUUUGUGACGGAGGAAUUGUGGCAGCGACUGCCUUCAGCAGGGGGCCAUACAAGAAAUGAGUCAAUUAUGAUAUCUGAAUACCCAUCAACUGUGGAAGCCUGGACAAAUGAAAGGGUGGAAUAUGAAAUGGAUCUUGUUGAGUCUACUGUGAAGUGUAUAAGGUCUCUGAGAGCUGAGGUGCUUGGCAAGCAAAAGAAUGAAAGACUACCAGCUUUUGCAUUUUGCCAGGGUGAUGCAGUAGCAGAAAUUAUUAAUAGCCGGAAAUUGGAGAUUUUAACUCUUGCGACUAUAUCAUCUUUAAAGGUAUUAUUGAGUGGGAAUGAUGCUCCUCCAGUUGGAUGUGCAUUUGAGAAUGUCAAUGAGAACCUUAAAGUUUAUCUCGAGGUUCAAGGAAAAGUUGAUGCAGAAGGAGAGCUUGAAAAGAUCAGAAAUAAAAUGGAUGACAUAAAAAAGCAAUGGGACAAAUUGGAUAAGAUAGUAAAUGCAAAUGGCUACAAAGAAAAAGUACCAUCUCAUAUUCAGGAGGAAAACAUUGAAAAGCUGACCAAACUUCUUCAGGAGCUGGAAUUCUUUAAAACUGAGAGCUCUCGACUUGAAGCUGAGGUAAAAAGUGGGGGUCAAUAGAUUUCAGCUUCAAAACUUAUCAAUUGAGUUUACGGAACAAUUAGAGAGAGAGUUGAAGAGAGCAAAGGAGGGGAAGACAAUGGGGGUAUGAAAAGGUAGUUUUAAGGUAUAACAAAGAUUGGGUUGGCAUUUUGUUCCCCUAGGCAAUUGCCAUGCCUCUUUCAAACAUUUAUAUAUUGGAUUCCCUUUGCACAAUCAGAUUAAUUUUAGCUCUACCCAGUUCCAGGGUCGGCCAAUAGUUCUGAAGUUGCUCAUUUUCAAAA